Messenger RNA from Gossypium raimondii (Peruvian cotton), 2818 nucleotides. RefSeq names its product subtilisin-like protease SBT1.3. The transcript has a single exon. The record is from RefSeq and is a predicted model, not a curated record. Gene Ontology annotation, molecular function: serine-type endopeptidase activity. The coding region runs from base 312 to 2648 and encodes 778 amino acids. Gene Ontology annotation, biological process: proteolysis. NCBI's taxonomy places the organism in Eukaryota, Viridiplantae, Streptophyta, Magnoliopsida, Malvales, Malvaceae.
GAGCUUUCAUUAAUUAUUAUUAUGUUUUAGGUAACCAUAGGAAGAAGCCAUUAACAACGGCAUGAAAAACAGCUAGUUUCUCUGCAAACAAGAUAAACUUUUAAACUUUUUACCACUCCACCCCCCCCCCCCCAACCAGUUAAGUUUCUUAACUCCACCUACCAAGCAUUCAAGAAGCACCAACCAACUUAAUUACCAGCUUAACAAGACAGUACAGGUUUCUGGGAUAUUUGUAGUCUCUCAAGGACAUCACCACCUCCACUCACCUUCCCAUUUUUCUCUAGCACCCCCUAAAAAGCUUGUGCUUGGAUAUGGCUGAAAACCCAGUAAAAUGGCUGUUUCUCAUUCUAGCAAGCUGCCUGUGUUUCGCUUUCGUCCUCUCGGAAAGCAACUUAUUGAUAAAGAAGACCUACAUCGUCCAAAUGCACAAGUCUGCAAUGCCAGCAUCAUUCUCAAGUCCUCUGGAAUGGUACUCAUCGAAAUUAAAGUCGGUAAUGUCCGAUACCCAGAGUGAAGGUGAAGGAGAUGGUGAAAAUAGGAUCAUCUAUAGCUACCAAAAUGCUUUUCAUGGUGUUGCCGCUCAGUUAACUGAAGAAGAAGCUGAGAGGCUAAAACAAGAAGAUGGUGUAGUUGCUAUACUUCCAGAGACCAAGUAUGAAUUACACACCACAAGGAGUCCUAUGUUCCUUGGAUUAGAACCAGAAGAAAGUACUAGCAUCUGGUCUCAAAAACUUGCAGAUCAUGAUGUCAUAGUUGGGGUACUUGACACUGGAAUUUGGCCGGAAAGUGCUAGCUUUAAUGAUACAGGGAUGACACCGGUUCCUGCUCACUGGAAAGGAACAUGUGAAACUGGACGAGGCUUUCAAAAGCAUCACUGCAACAGGAAAAUUGUGGGUGCAAGAGUGUUCUACCGGGGAUAUGAAGCUGCCACUGGGAAAAUCAAUGAGAAAAACGAAUAUAAAUCACCUCGAGAUCAAGAUGGACAUGGUACUCACACAGCAGCCACUGUUGCUGGCUCUCCGGUACGAGGUGCAAAUCUUCUUGGUUAUGCCUAUGGAACAGCUAGAGGAAUGGCUCCUGGUGCAAGAAUUGCAGCUUACAAGGUUUGCUGGACUGGUGGGUGCUUCAGCUCGGAUAUUCUGUCGGCGGUUGAUAGAGCGGUGGGUGAUGGAGUGAAUGUGUUGUCGAUAUCUUUGGGUGGUGGAGCUUCAUCUUACUCUCACGACAGUUUGGCGAUAGCAACUUUUGGAGCAAUGGAGAUGGGUGUUUUUGUCUCUUGCUCAGCUGGCAAUGGAGGACCAGAUCCUGUCAGCCUCACUAAUGUAUCACCAUGGAUCACUACAGUCGGUGCUAGCACCAUGGAUAGAGAUUUUCCAGGUAGUGUUAAGCUAGGGAGUGGGAGAACCAUAUCUGGAGUUUCACUCUACAAAGGGCGGAGGUUACUGCAGGCAAACAAGCAAUACCCUCUUGUUUAUAUGGGUAGUAACUCAAGCAGCCCUAAUCCAAGUUCAUUAUGCUUAGAGGGAACUUUGGAUCCACAUGUUGUUUCUGGGAAAAUCGUGAUAUGUGAUCGAGGAAUAAAUCCUAGAGUGCAAAAGGGUCAAGUAGUGAAAGAUGCUGGAGGAGUAGGGAUGAUUUUGACAAACACUGCAGCAAAUGGGGAGGAGCUUGUUGCAGAUUGUCACCUACUUCCAGCAGUUGCAGUGGGAGAGAUGGAAGGGAAAGCAAUCAAACAUUAUGCUUUAACAAAUGGGAAACCAACCGCAACUCUAGCCUUUUUAGGUACCAGAUUGGGUGUUAGGCCAUCACCAGUGGUGGCAGCAUUUUCAUCUAGAGGACCAAAUUUCCUCACACUUGAGAUUCUCAAACCUGAUGUGGUUGCACCAGGGGUGAACAUCCUUGCAGCCUGGACUGGAGAAUUGGGUCCAUCAAGUCUUCCAACAGAUCAUAGGAGAGUGAGAUUCAACAUAUUAUCAGGGACUUCAAUGUCAUGCCCUCAUGUUAGUGGAAUUGCUGCCUUGAUCAAGGCCAGACACCCAGAUUGGAGUCCUGCAGCAGUUAAAUCUGCUCUAAUGACAACCGCUUAUGUUCAUGAUAACAUCCAUAAUCCACUCCAAGACUCUUCCACUGCAGCAGCUUCCACUCCCUAUGAUCAUGGAGCUGGUCAUAUCAACCCUUUGAAAGCUCUAGACCCAGGUUUGAUCUAUGACAUUUCAGCCCAGGAUUACUUUGAAUUCCUCUGCACACAGAAAUUGACUGCAAUGCAGCUAAAAGCUUUUAGCAAGCAUUCCAACAUGUCUUGCCAUCACAAUACCCUUGCCACUCCAGGAGAUUUGAACUACCCAGCAAUCUCAGUUGUCUUCCCAGAAGAUACAGCCAUUUCAACUUUGACUCUCCAUAGAACAGUCACAAAUGUUGGUCCUCCUGCUUCACAUUACCAUGUUGUAGUUUCACCAUUUAAAGGCGUCACCAUUAAAGUUGAGCCCAAAACUCUAAAUUUCACUAGAAGAAACCAGAAACUGUCUUACAAGAUCAGUUUCACAAGAAAAUCCCCACAAACAAUGCCUGAGUUUGGAGGGCUGGCGUGGAAGGACGGAGUGCACAAAGUAAGAAGCCCCAUUGCUAUCACAUGGUUACCACCAUUUUAAACUAGAUUUUCAGUCACCUAUGAUUCCAAAUAAACACUAUGUUUUUAUAUAAGGUCAAGGGGAUCUUUAAUUUUAUCUGCAUUUCUUUCUGGUUUUUACAACAAUUUUGUAGCCUUCACAUGAUAUAGAGCAAUUAAAAACCAAUUGCCGUAUGUUAUUAACCAUUUCAA